UUUGACAUUUUUCAAUUUUCCCAAAAAUUUGAAAAUCAUUGCUAUUAGUACAAUUAGUAAUAUCUAUUAUCUACCCUCAAUAAUAUUGUUAUUCGCUUAAGUAGGGCCAUUUAUGUAAUUAAUAUUUAGUCCAACUAAGUUAAAUAGAAUCAUUAUUACUCUACUAUAAAAUGGCAGAUUAUUUUUCUGAAAUGGGCUGGAGGGAGCUAAGAGAUGGUGAGAGACCUUUGUUUCACAUAGAAUGGGGUAGACUAUUUGGAAUUUUUGGUGGAGAAGAUAAAAUACCUCCUCCUGCCUCUAAGGAGGCAGUUGAGUCAUUAGAAGAUGCAACAGUCACUCAAACAGGCACUCAAUGUCCAGUUUGCCUUAAAGAGUACACUACAGGAGAAUUAACCAAAAAAAUGCCUUGUAAUCAUGAAUUUCACCCAGGCUGUCUCUUGCUUUGGUUACAAAAGACAAAUUCUUGCCCAUUAUGUAGAUUUGAGUUACCUACAGAUGACGAAGAGUAUGAAGCGGAAAGAAAAGAAAAGAUAAGAGCAAAGGAAAGAGUACAUGAUUUAGAGAAUUUGCAUAAUAGCAUGUUUUCAUAGUACACUAUAUUUUAAAGUGUGUUUGUGGUUGAUGGGUUUCAUAUUUUAAUACAUUCCAAAGAUGUUCUCUAUAAUACUUUAAUGAAAGCAAGGGGUUAAAAUUUAAAGAAAACAAAUUAAGUAUUCA
Anthonomus grandis grandis is the source of this 717-nucleotide messenger RNA. Its product is annotated as E3 ubiquitin-protein ligase RNF181. Gene Ontology annotation, biological process: protein ubiquitination. The transcript has 3 exons. Gene Ontology annotation, cellular component: cytoplasm. Bases 171 to 590 code for a protein of 139 amino acids. The record is from RefSeq and is a predicted model, not a curated record. Gene Ontology annotation, molecular function: ubiquitin protein ligase activity. Lineage: Eukaryota; Metazoa; Arthropoda; Insecta; Coleoptera; Curculionidae.